UCAGCAGCCUGACUACUCCCAGUCUCCAACCCACUAACCCCAUCCUUCUCUCUACGCUGGGCGAGGCCACCACUGAGCGGAGCAGGAGGAAAACCAGCAGGCGAGUUAGAGUUAUCGCCAUGCUUGGCCUCCGCGGCCUCGUCGCCGCGUCACCUGUCACCGCGCCGCGGUGUAGGGGGCGGUGCAGUGCCGCGACCGCGGCGACGUCGGCGCCGGAGAAGACGGCUGGCCACGUCGGCCGGCUUCCACUGGCCAUCGUCCCAGCGGCCGCCGCCUCGCUCUCACUUGUCCUCUGGUCCAGUCCAGUACAUGCUGGCAUCAUGUCAGGGUUCAAAGGGAUGGAAUCGGUUCCAGGCCCAGAUCUGCCACGAGUGGAGUUCUUGGAAAAAUGGAAUGCGGAGAACCAGAAGAAGUACGCCGAGUUCGACUCCAGGUUCAAGUCUUCCCAAGUGCUCAAGGAUCUGCUCGAGAAGUCCAAGCAGAACAAACUGAAGAAUGAGAGGGAGAUUCAGGAUAAAUACUGCCUGCGUGGCGCCGAGUGGGGCGUCGGGGACUGCUCGACGGAGGGGAUGUCGGACCAGGAGAAGGAGGAUUUCAUCGCAGAGCUGAAGAAAAGAACUGGACAAGAGUGAAAAAUGUGUAGACCAUUUUCCACCAUGGUGGAGUUUUGCCACUGCAUAUAUACAGCUUUUGUUGCCAGACCAGUACCACCACUAUGUUUAGAUCCAGGAAUGGCAUUUUACUCUUGGUAGCCUGAUUAGCACAGGUUCUGUAUUGUAGGAAGGAACAAAGUCUGAAACACUCAAAGACAAUUCCACUCUUUCUUUUUUCUUCAGAUUCAGUACAGAAAUCCGACGAUGCAUUAGAUGUAAUCAGACAUUUCAGAAUGCGCCCACAUAUGUUAAAUAACCUCUCAUAUGCUUCCUAAAAUUUU
This is a messenger RNA of Oryza sativa Japonica Group (Japanese rice), 934 nucleotides long. RefSeq lists its product as uncharacterized. The record is from RefSeq and is a predicted model, not a curated record. NCBI's taxonomy places the organism in Eukaryota, Viridiplantae, Streptophyta, Magnoliopsida, Poales, Poaceae.